Molecule: messenger RNA, 1747 nt
Organism: Erigeron canadensis
Lineage: Eukaryota; Viridiplantae; Streptophyta; Magnoliopsida; Asterales; Asteraceae
Product: geraniol 8-hydroxylase-like
Exons: 2
Coding region: 27-1505 (492 amino acids)
Molecular function (GO): oxidoreductase activity, acting on paired donors, with incorporation or reduction of molecular oxygen; monooxygenase activity; iron ion binding
Source: RefSeq, a predicted model, not a curated record
AAAAACAGAACCCAGAGGAAAAUAUCAUGGAGCUUCUAUUUCUUAUUCUAUCUUCCAUUGUUUUCAGCAUCUUUCUCUAUCAUGGCUUCGAUCUCCACCGGAAACGGAAAAUGCCACCAGGCCCCGCCGGACUUCCCAUCAUUGGGAACCUUCUUGACCUCGGUCCAAAACCACACGAGUCCCUUGCCAAGCUCUCCCAAAAGCACGGCCCCCUUAUGACCAUCCGCCUCGGCAGCAUCACCAGCGUGGUGGCGUCCACCCCGGAUGCGGCCAGAGAGAUCCUCCAACGCAAAGACGAGGCUUGCUCGGGGCGCAUUGUACCGGACGCGGUGACCGCGCUGGACAACCAUGAGGCGGCGGUCCUAUGGAUCCCGCCAAACGACGAGUGGCGUACCAUCAGAAAGGCCCUCAACACCUUCCUCACCCACCAACACAAACUGGACACCCUUCGUGACCUUCGUGAGAAGGUGGUGGACGGGAUGUUGGAGUUCCUGGAGGAGUCCGGCAAGAAGAAGGCGUCCGUGGACAUCGGGAAGCUGGCGUUCGCGGUCGCCCUCAACCAGAUGUCCAACACGUGCUUGUCACAAAACGUGACCAGCUACGAAUCUGAUGACAUCGGGGGGUUUAAGACGGCGGUCAAGACGCUGAUGGAGGUGGACGGCAAGUUCAACAUAGCCGACAUAUUUCCAGUGUUGAAGCCGUUGGACCCGCAAAACAUACGACGACAGGCGAAGGCGGCGUACGAUUGGUUCGAUGAGGUGACGGAAGGGUUCAUAAAGGAGAGGUUGAAGCAUCGAAAGCAGGUGGAGAGGUUUGGGGAUAUGUUGGAUUCCCUCUUGGAUUACUCUGAGAACAAUGAUACCGACUUCAAUCUCAUACAUAUCAAAACACUACUUGUGGAUCUAUUUUUAGCGGGGACAGAAACAAGCUCAAAUACAACGGAAUGGGCAAUGACAGAACUGUUGCUUAACCCUGACAUGUUUUCGAGGCUCCGUGAAGAAGUCUCCAAGAUUGUUGGAGAAAAUGGGAAAAUCCAAGAAGAAAAAAUCCUAGAUUUACCUUAUUUGAACGCGGUGAUCAAAGAAACGAUGCGACUCCACUUAUCUGUGCCUCUGUUAGUGCCUCACAAAACCGAAACUAAAGUUGAACUCGGUAAAUACACCGUACCAAAAAACACCCAAAUAUUGGUGAACGCAUGGGCCAUAGCACGGGACGCCCGGUACUGGAAAGACCCGUUAAUGUUUAACCCAGAGAGGUUCAUGGGUAAGGAUCAAUUGGAUUACAAGGGCCAACAUUUUGAGUUUCUACCAUUCGGAUCUGGUCGGAGGAUGUGUCCUGGGAUACCUUUGGCUCAUAGGGUUGUGAGUUUAAUGGUGGCAUCAUUUGUGUAUCACUUUGACUGGACACUCCCUCACCCAAAAGAAGAGAUGGACAUGAGUGACAUUUUUGGAAUUACACUUUUAAGGUCUACGCCUCUUCUUGCUUGUCCAAUAUCCGUCAAAUAAAUUACAACAAGGUGUUGAAAAAGCAUGUCAUACCUACUUACUUUAUAAUUUUUAUUGUAUAAUAAAUAAAUGAUUGAAGAUGUGAAAUGUCUCCAUCGAAGCUUGGGUACAUGACAACUUUAUAUACUCAACCCUCCAUCGAAGCUUGGGUACAUGACAACUUUAUAUACUCAACCCUCAUAUCGUAACUUUAAAGCAUAUAUGUGAAUGUUUAUUAUAGAAAUUGAUUUUGAUGGUGUUUA